Molecule: messenger RNA, 1328 nt
Organism: Coccidioides immitis RS
Lineage: Eukaryota; Fungi; Ascomycota; Eurotiomycetes; Onygenales; Onygenaceae
Exons: 6
Coding region: 1022-1219 (65 amino acids)
Source: RefSeq, a predicted model, not a curated record
GAAGAAGAAAGAAGAUGGCACCAAGAGGAAAAGACCAGCCGUUGCAUCAGCGAGCUGAGUAGCCGUCCUUCGAGAGUGUCGUCGCCUGAUUCCAUGGAUUUCACUUGGGUUUCGUUUCCCUUCUAAGUCUCCGUUCAGUAUAAUCGUGCUUUUUCCAUCUCCUGUAUCCAUAAUAUAUACGGCGUUUUCAUUAUACCGAUCCAUUGUCUUCCAUCAUCGUUAUUCUUUGAUAGUGACGAUUCGCUUCCAUAUCUCCAUUCUAUGUUUAUGAAUUUACUCAUGCAGAUACAUCAAAGAGUUCUCAUAUCCACAAUUCUCGACCCGCCUCGCACCUUCUAAUAAUUCCUCCUAUGAGUCUGGGAACGCGACUGGGCAGACCUACUGUCCAAGAUUUCAAAUUUUCUCCUAGGAUCCACAUUUGCCCGUGAGGUAUCUUAUUAGAUGCGCUCCAAUCAUGAAUGCACUCCCCGGUGUUGUCUAUGAAUGAUAUUUCCAGAGCGUUCAUCUACAGGUUCUGCGGCGUCUUCCUUACUCCUAGAAAAGACGAUGUGAUUCCUAGCCCGGAUGCGGCAAGAUGUUUUAUGAGAAACCUGUCAGCUGCUGAUCGUGAAAUCGAUGUCGACUACUACGAAUACCCGGAUGGAUUCCUAAAGUAGUUGAAAUAUCUACGAAGCCUGCCGGGGAUUAAGCCACUCGUCAAAGUCACCGAGGGGAAUCACUGGAAGAGCAUCAGUGUCAUCAGUCACGGUGCGCAGGGUAGCGUAUAUCUCCGUGCCUGGCAUCCAUUUGGUGAGAUGGUGCGAUUUCACUCCCUAGUACAUCUGGUCUUAUAGGCCUACGUGAUAAUCGGUGGAAGAAUAUCAUUUUCGCAUUCUUUACGACUGUUAUCCAAGAGUGUCUUGGUCCCAGAAUCUUUCUUGUGGUGACUUUUUCCACUGCAUGGUGACGACAGUGUUACACUGCACAAAUGGUCAUGCAAAGUCAUACUUGAAACCUGGAUGGGAGGAGAUCGUCUAUAAGGAUGACAAGCCAAGUAACAUUUUCAUUGGGUCGCCUCCAUCAGAUGAUGCCAACGAGAGAUAACCGAAUUUAUAUCUUGCAGAUUUUGGACUUGCGUAUACAUUGGCCAAUGAUGAUGUGCGAGAAGUACAAAAAAGUUUUCUGCCUGGAAGAAACCGGAAGCGCGAGAUGUCUCCGCACGUUGGAACAUAAGUUCUAAGAUUGACAUUUAUGCUCUUUCCCACACAACCUAGAAUGCAUCGAAAAAGGGGUAUAAUGUCUAUAUAAACGUUUAGCAUCAGCUCAUCUCUAGGCGCAGUGAUGCUGAC